AUGACGCUAGCUAGAUUAGUGUUUACAGGGAUGGGCAUCUCAUCAAAUAAUUUCCUUAAUCUUUCAUACAACUGGAUAAGUGACAGCAAAUCACUACAGGAGCCUUGCUAAUAUCAGUUUCACCUGACCUAUCAUUUAGGAUCAUUGCGGAUGGAGGAAAUGAGACAAGGAAAAUAAACCUGUUUAGGCUAUUGAGAUGCACCGCUAUGAUUGAGCUGAAGUUUCCCUUUCCAUUACUGACAAACUCAACUGACCGUAGAUCAGUGUCUUGGGGCAUCUUCAGUGUACCCAUUCAUUCUUCACAUAGGCUAGUUCUUAUAGGCCUAGCUGCAUGUUAAGGUCAUAAGGAACCCCGCCCUCCCUGUCCAGUUAAGUCCCGUUUUUAAUUUGUUUACAAUCUGCAGAUUAUCCCUCCUGUGGAUAAUGAUAAAACAGUGGGCUGUUUGUCGCUGACUAGCUCCAAUCUAAGCCAGUUAAUUUACUAGGCAGUUAUUCUGUACAACACUUCUCUAGCUACACACACAGAUUUUUGUUAAGUGAAAAGUUACUCUGGUAGUUUAGAUUUGGGGUCAUAUCCCUUCAGCAUAACAUCCAGUGUGUGCGACCAUAUCACUAUUUUCACCUUAACUCCAAUCUCAGUUUUAUGUUCUCUUAGAUUAAUCUUUCUGAAGUUGUGUAAGGUUUCUCACGAAGGCUAUUGCAGUGAAUUUUAUUUGCUUAUGACUUACUCAAGGUCCAGUGGUCCACACCAACACAUCAGUGGGUGGAUUUCAAGUCUUAAAGGCCCAUUGCCUUCAAAAUCCUGUUUUUUUGUGUCAUGUUGUACAAUAGCUGAUCUAACUUUUAAAUCAGUGUUAUGUCCUAAUAGUUGCUGGUUGAAAAUCCAGUCUACACAGGAUCUUCUAAUUUUGGGAAAUGAGUACACAAUGCAGGCCCUUAUCAGAAUUGAGCAAUGAAUGAGUCAUUUUCAGGACAUAAGUAUUUUUUAUGAAGAUAGAAAAAGUCUUGCCCUCCCUGAAGUCAUACUAAACGUUGCGAAAGAAGAGUUGCGGUUAUGGAAAUGUUAGCUUAGCUUACUUGUGGUACCUAAUCUUUGUGCAUACUGAUCAGCCCAAACAUUGCGGCCACAUACCUCAAAAUCAAUUUUAUACAACCUGGUGACGUCACCAGUCGGUAAAUUAGUUAAUAGACCAACAGCAAAGAGUUAUUAACCUCUCUGCCAAUAACAGCAGGUUCUCAGUUUUCCCCUCCCCACUCAGACCACUCCCAGACAGUCCUAGCAACAUUCUUGCUUGAGAAAUAGUGUUUUGCUAAAAAGCUGUUUUUGUCAAUUUUAAUGGAAAACUAUUACAGUAAGAUACUUAAUUGUUACCCAGAAAUGAUUUGAUAUUGAUAGAAAAAUGGCUGCAUUGGACCUUUUUUUAAGUGGUCAUUCCAUUGUCCUGGCCUUGCUCCCUGUGGUUGUACAACAUUACCCUUUGGUUCAGUUGCUGUACUGUAGACUAACAUCCUCCCUCUUUCUCAGUGUGCGCAAGUGGGUGACUGGAAGACAGCCAAAUCUAUCUAUGAGUUUGGCGCCAAGGACAUAGAUGGUGAAGAUGUGUCCCUAGAGAAAUACAGGUGAGAGAGCAGGCCCAGAAAGGUAGAAACUCACCCCAGGUAUCGGUACUACUUCCUCUCUAACGUUAACCCCGCACGGUGUUCUCUCUCCUCUGCCCAGGGGGUUUGUCUGCAUCAUCACCAAUGUCGCCUCUAAGUGAGGUAAGACCAGGGUAAACUACACUCAGCUAGAGGGAAUGCACGCCUCCUACGCUGACAAAGGUUUACGCAUCCUGGGCUUCCCCUGCAACCAGUUUGGAGGGCAGGUAUGGUACCGGCUCAAACCACUACUGUGGCAUAGCCUUUUCAUUCAUCCACAAUGGUGUGUGUUGUGUCAUGAGGGCAGUUUGACAUCCUAAAGAUCCAGAGUACAACCAAUAUGGCCACCGGACUCUGGCUUUGAAUUGGAAUUUCCAUUCUGCCAAUUCUAAUUAUAUGGUUUGACUGCUUCUCCUUUUCCAUUCUCCAGGAGCCAGGUACAGAGGUGGAAAUCAAGGAGUUUGUCAAACAAUUUGAUGUUCAGUUCGACAUGUUCAGCAAGAUCGACGUGAACGGAGACAAUGCCCACCCUCUCUUUAAGUGGAUGAAGGAACAGCCCAAGGGCAAGGGAACUCUGGGAAAGUGAGUUCAAUCCCCCUGAUAGGUCUAUUGGUCCGGGCCUAUGCUCCAUGUCCUACUUGUUUGGUUUUUCACAGAUGUUAUUAGAUUAUUUUGACUUCAGGGGCCAGUUUGCACCAGUUGCCUAGAACAUUGUUGUAAUGUUCUAAUUCCUAAUAAUAUGGUUGUAACAGCUGUUUCUCUCUCCACAGUAACCUUAAAUGGAAUUUCACAAAGGUAACUUUGUUUUUCUCACACUGACAUGAUUUAAGACUCAACAUUGAGAGUUAAGUUGCUUACUAAACAUUUUGCUAUGACGUUCUAUUGUACUUUAUGUCAUGCUGUGUUUGUUUCCUCUCUCAGUUCCUGAUAGACAGAGAAGGGCAGGUGGUGAAGAGAUACGGGCCAAUGGACGACCCCAUU
Messenger RNA from Coregonus sp. 'balchen', 2619 nucleotides. The record is from the annotation of a GenBank genome assembly. Lineage: Eukaryota; Metazoa; Chordata; Actinopteri; Salmoniformes; Salmonidae.